ACAGACGCGGUACCAUUCGGGAUGCAUGAGUCCAUUUGAAACAGACUUUGCCCCAAAUCCACUUGAACGAGCAGAGGAGCCGCCGGCGUGCGAGUGAAUGUCCGCCGGUCUCCCAGCGCCCUCCGCGCCCGCGCCGGUGAUGCCAUGCCGCGGGGUCACGGCGGUGACGAGAGCGGCGGCGGCGGCGGCGGCGGCUUCGGUGUCGUCGGCUCCGGAAUUUGGCUCAAGACUUCCCCGGGACGCUCGGCGAAGGAUGUGGAGUUCGGCCAUAGGACGAUGAACCACGCGGUUCGGACCGGGACCGGGGACGGACUGGGGCUAGGGCCGCCGGGCGCCGCCGACAGAGGGAAGCAGGGCGCCCGUCUCAGCUUGCUGGGCAAGCCACUGACGUACAGCGCGCAAGGCGGCAGGAGAAACGCGCGCUACCGCUGGCUCCAGAAUUACCUGUACAACGUCCUGGAGAGACCUCGGGAGUGGGCGUUCGUCUAUCACGCAUUUGUGUUCAUCCUGGUUUUUGGAUGCUUGGUCUUAUCUGUGUUUUCUACCAUUCCUGCUCACCAAGAGUUCUCCUCACACUGUCUUCUCAUUCUGGAGUUUGUAAUGAUCGUCGUCUUCGGUCUGGAGUACAUCAUCCGAAUAUGGAGCGCCGGCUGCUGCUGUCGCUAUCGAGGCUGGCAAGGACGCCUCCGCUUUGCCCGAAAGCCAUUUUGUGUCAUCGACAUCAUCGUGCUGAUCGCCUCGGUCGCCGUGGUUUCCGCCGGCAGCCAGGGCAACAUCUUCGCCGCCUCGGCCUUGCGUAGCCUGCGCUUCUUGCAGAUCGUGCGCAUGGUGCGCAUGGAUCGGCGGGGAGGCACUUGGAAGCUGCUGGGAUCGGUUGUCUAUGCACACAGUAAGGAGCUGGUGACAGCUUGGUACAUCGGUUUCCUGGUUCUUAUCUUCUCCUCCUUCCUGGUCUACCUGGUGGAGAAGGAAGACAACAAGGAAUUUGCCACCUAUGCUGAUGCACUGUGGUGGGGCACGAUCACACUGACCACCAUCGGCUACGGUGACAAGACACCGCAAACGUGGACAGGGAGGCUGUUGUCUGCCGGCUUUGCGCUCCUGGGAAUUUCUUUCUUUGCUUUGCCUGCUGGAAUCCUGGGCUCAGGUUUCGCCCUGAAGGUACAGGAGCAACAUCGGCAGAAGCACUUUGAAAAGAGAAGGAAUCCUGCUGCCAGCCUCAUACAGUGUGUCUGGCGUAGUUACGCUGCCGAUGAGAACUCGGUUUCCGUUGCAACCUGGAAGCCUCAUUUGAAGGCGUUGCAUACCUGCAGCCCUGCCAAGAAAGAGCAGGGCGAGACGGCUUACAGUCAAAAGCUGAGCUUCAAGGAACGAGUUCGCAUGGCGAGCCCGCGAGGUCAGAGCGUCAAGAGCCGCCAGGCGUCCGUCAACGACCGCCAGCGCUGUUCCCCCGGCAACGAGACGGCGAGCGGUGAGCUGAUGGGCCAAAGCCCCGCCAAGGUGCAAAAGAGCUGGAGCUUCAACGAUCGCACGCGUUUCCGACCCUCGCUCAGACUCAAGAGCCAGACGCGCAACACGCCUUCAGAUGAUGCCGGCAUGACCACGGAAGAUUCUCAGGACGAGCGAGGCUGCCACUGCGACGUCACGGCUGAGGACCUGUCCGCUCCCCUCAAGGCGGUCAUCAGAGCUGUCAGAAUCAUGAGUUUCCACGUGGCCAAAAAAAAGUUCAAGGAGACGCUGCGUCCGUAUGAUGUGAAGGACGUGAUUGAGCAGUACUCGGCGGGACACCUGGACAUGCUGUGUCGCAUCAAGAGCCUUCAGACCAGACUAGACACAGUUGUAGGUCCUGCUCCGAGGCCCCUCAGCAGGCACGCCAAGACCUUUUCCUCCCCGUCCUUGCAUUUGUAUUACGGUCAGGCCCGAAGGAAGUCCUCUGCACCGGGGCAAGCCAACUUGAGUAGUCGUCUCAGGAACAUGUCCUCUCCCGCCCUGCAUUACAAUUACGGCAACAGGAAGAAGAACUCGGCUUCAGGGGUGGAUCAAAUCCUGGGAAAAGGCCAGGUUGCCGUGGAUAAGAAGAUUAGGGACAAACUCAACCCGGAUGGAGAUACUCACGAUGGCGUCAGCAUGCUGGGACGGGUGUGUAAAGUGGAGAGGCAGGUUUCUUCCAUCGAGUCCAAGCUGGACUCCCUCCUGGACGUGUACCGCCAAGUCCUGCAGCGAGGUCCGUCGGGGCUGGCCUUGUCCUCCCUGCCCCUCUUUGAGCUGCAGCGGCACCGCGACUCCGAUUACCCGACUUCCAUCUUGGACCGAGACCCGCCCUCCCCGCAGGGAAGCGACGGCAACAUCCACCCGAGGGGUCUGCGGCUUAUCCUAGCCCCGGCCGACAGUGACGAGGGUCCUCCGGACUCCGCGCCCCCAUCCUACCCGCCGUCCACCGCCUCGCUGUCUCCGUCGCCCCUGCUGCCGCCCGACAGCCCCUACCCGACGCUGGUCACCCCCAACGGCACCAGGCGGGCCCACUUCCCCGACCUGCCUCCUCCGCCUCCUUCCGGAGGGGGCUUUACCCUCCAGCUGCCUCCCGUCACUCACCCCUCCCACCUCCGCUACCCCGUCUCGGAUGCCGCGGUGACACGCGGGGGCGGCCCGGCCCCGUCCGUGGUGGUGGGACCCGGAGAGGAGUCCGGUUUCGUGCAGCUCCGGGAGAAACCCGGCUGCAAAUCGGACGCCGCCUGGAGGCGCCACGUGAGCCUGGAGGUGGAACCCCUGCUCACGCUGUCGCCGGGCAGCGUCCCUUCCGCGUCCGAUUGGGGGGGCGCCCUCGGGAAGUCCCUCUCCAUGCACGAUCUCAAUCGACACGGGGCUGACGACUGGAGCGGGAGUGGACUCUUCAUUUGCGAGCGCAAACUGGGCGCCGCUGGCGACCGUUCGGACUCUGACGUGAGCCCCGCCGCUGCCCGGGAUUCGCGCCCUUCAGAUUUCCUGGCUCAGUCCCCGCAUAUCCAGCUGGCCUGAUCGCACACACUCACAGUCAAUCACUCAAUGCCACUCUUUGGGAAGCCACUUAAGAAGCCUUUUUACACGAAAUGACAUUUUUCUCGCUUGUGAAUGUACAAUUUCUUGCUCCGUUUUGUUCAUUUUCAUCAACUUGGUUUCACAAUGUGUAUUUGUACUUCAUACACAAAACUAGCACGCUAGAGCAAAAGUAAAAAGUUAUGUAUAAUGGGGCUAUCAGAAGCCCUGUCACAAAAAACAAAAAAAUUAAGACCCCUUCCAAAAAGGUUUGUAAUUUACAGCCCUAAUUCCAGUGAAGUUGGGAUGUUGUGUUAAACAUAAAUGAAAACAGAAUAGAAUAAUUGAUUCCCAUGUUCAACCCAUAUUUAAUAGAAUGUCACAGGGGUGCAACCGGGUUUGCGGGCGUAAAGUGGGCGGGGUUGAAUGAGGGGAGGGUCACAUUGAAAGGUA
Messenger RNA from Corythoichthys intestinalis (scribbled pipefish), 3465 nucleotides. It is a transcript of the gene kcnq5a, whose product is annotated as potassium voltage-gated channel, KQT-like subfamily, member 5a. The transcript has 16 exons. The record is from RefSeq and is a predicted model, not a curated record. Gene Ontology annotation, biological process: potassium ion transmembrane transport. NCBI's taxonomy places the organism in Eukaryota, Metazoa, Chordata, Actinopteri, Syngnathiformes, Syngnathidae. Gene Ontology annotation, molecular function: voltage-gated potassium channel activity. Gene Ontology annotation, cellular component: voltage-gated potassium channel complex; membrane. The coding region runs from base 145 to 3015 and encodes 956 amino acids.